GUAUAUGCUUUUUAAACAAAAUGCUUCUUCAGACUUUGAUAUGGUUUACAAUGAUUAUGUUAACGAAACUGGCUUCUUCGAUCUGCGCUAAAGCGGGCACCGCAGCUUGUGUAACCGACGCUGUUCUGUCCAUUCAGCGAUACGAGCAUAUUCGGCAAAACAUUAUGAAAUUCGGGAAACAGUUCUCCACCUUCAACUUUUUAUAUACCUUGCAUUACUUUGCUUUAUUGUUGGUGUAUAUGUAUUCCUUGGGGAAGUCCUAUGCGGAUACCCAGACGGUUGGAUCGUCCGGCUUCUACGUCAUUGUUCGGAACAUGGCCUCACUGGUGAUUGUUGCUGUGGUUUUUGUAACGUGUCACCGAAACAUGGUCGCUGUACUUCCAACAUUGCGCAAGUUUGCAUUCAAGUACGGGACUGAGUUCGGAAAUUUUGACCAGUUAGCACGGAAAGUGAAAGAGGAUCCGAUGGGUUUCUCCAUGGCUGGGGUCGUCAUUACGUAUGAAAUCUGCUUUGAGGCAGCCGGGACCAUAUUUGCCAAUGUGGUACUAUUUGCUGAACUUGGACACGAAAACCGAAAGCCGUCUGUUAACUGGCUUCUUAAGACGGUUGAUCGGACUUUCCAGAAUCAGUCGGUGUAUUUUUAUACAUGACGUUAUACGUAGAAGACAGGAACAAAUGAUGUCUAAAGCCAAUCUUCCUGUUAAUCAAUCAUGUAAUUUCUUCCAUGGGAAUCUGUGCAGAUUUUAUUUUAUUUGCCUUUCUUUACACAAGUAAUGGAUGAUUUCGCAAAUGUCUUGACUGUAACUGAACGAUUACGUUGCGCACAGCAACAACAUUAUUUUAGUCACAAAUUUGACAACCACCGGACGCGAGAAGUUCGGGAACCGAUGUUUCUGCUCACUGUUAAUGUUUGACUUAGCGAUUUUAUGAGUUUAAUCGGUUCUUUACAUAAGU
Molecule: messenger RNA, 954 nt
Organism: Paramacrobiotus metropolitanus
Lineage: Eukaryota; Metazoa; Tardigrada; Eutardigrada; Parachela; Macrobiotidae
Exons: 3
Coding region: 21-650 (209 amino acids)
Source: RefSeq, a predicted model, not a curated record